AUCGGCCGUUCAAAGGACAAAGACACAUUGACGCACAUUUUAUCAUUUUAGACUGUCAAAAAAGUGAACAGCCUCCCCAGUCGCCAUAUGUAGUUUAGAUUUAAUGUCAUUUUGGUAAAGUUGCUUAGAUGUUCUCUUGAUUCAAUUUGUAUGCAAUCGAUGGAGAAGAUACAACACAGGCAUGUUGAUAUCCAAGGACUCAAAUUACAUGUUGCUGAGAUUGGUUCAGGUCCAGAUGUUCUGCUAUUGCAUGGGUUUCCUGAAAUCUGGUAUACAUGGCGUCAUCAGAUGAUUGCGUUGGCGGAUGCAGGAUUUCAUGCAAUUGCUCCAGACUUCAGAGGCUAUGGACUCUCUGACCAACCUUCUGAAAUUGAAAAGGCCGGCUUUGUAGAUCUUGUGGAAGACCUGAUUGGUCUUCUUGAUGCCUUUAGUAUUCAGAAAGUAUUUGUUGUGAGUAAGGACUUUGGAGCCAUGGUCGCAUAUUUUCUCGAUCUUCUGCACCCUGAUCGAGUGAGAGGAAUGGUAGUAAUGGGUAUGCCUUAUAGAAGACCGGGUCCAGAAUACUUUGCAAUGGACAAGCUUCCACGAGGGUUUUAUAUCAGACAUUGGCAGGAGCCUGGAAGGGGUUUGGCAGAUUUUGGGCGUUUUGAUGUAGAAACUGUAGUAAGGAAUAUAUACACACUUUUCUCAAGAAGUGAACUGCCAGUGGCAGAGGAGGGUAAAGAGAUCAUGGACCUGUAUGACCCUGCAACUCCAUUGCCUGCUUGGUUUACUGAAGAUGACCUCAAAAUGUACUCAAGCUUAUAUGAGAAAUCAGGAUUUACUUUCCCUUUACAAGUUCCUUACAUGGCUAUGAAAAGAAACUGGGGAAAAUUGGGGGAAAUCACAGAUUAUACCAUUCGAGCUCCCACCCUUCUGAUCUUGGGCACCGAGGAUUAUUCUCUAAAAUUUCCAGGGACAGAAACUUAUCUUAGCGGGCAGGUGGUCAACGCUGAUGUGCCCAACGUGGAUAUCAAAUUGAUUCCAGAAGGAGGCCAUUUUGUUCAAGAGCAGUUCCCUGAGGAGAUUAAUAAGAUUACCAUUGGCUUUCUCAAUGAGCAUCUGCAAUCUUGAAUUCUGCAUUGCUUUUUUAAAGUUAUCAUGGAGUUUUCUUGGUGAUAGUUGUGAACAAGCUAAUCGUAAUUUAAAUAAUCAAAUAUUACAGCUGGAGUAUGCCUGGUUUAUGUUUACUGCAUAUUAGAGUUAACAUGGAAGGUGAUUAGAUAGUACACCUUGAAAAAUAAUUCUAUUUGGAAUACUUGCAUAUGGAAGUUCCUUAUA
This is a messenger RNA of Cryptomeria japonica (Japanese cedar), 1320 nucleotides long. RefSeq lists its product as uncharacterized. Gene Ontology annotation, molecular function: hydrolase activity. The coding region runs from base 151 to 1113 and encodes 320 amino acids. Lineage: Eukaryota; Viridiplantae; Streptophyta; Pinopsida; Cupressales; Cupressaceae. The record is from RefSeq and is a predicted model, not a curated record. The transcript has 5 exons.